AUGGAGGCGAACCUCUCUCUGACAUGCGACUCUCACCUGGAGUUUCCCCAAUCUGGGGGUCGCGAUUCUCAAGCCGAGGAUGCCUUCAGAUUGGAAGGUUUUCACGAUUGUGUUGAGGGUGUUUUUGUAAAUCUGUGCCACGCCCUUGGUCUGCAUCUUGGUUUUGAUGGUGUCGAGGGAGAGGAGGCAGACGUAAGUGAAGGCGCCAACGAGACCGCCCGCGACAACGUCGAUGAAGGCACGAUCGAGGACGAAAAGGGUUUUGAGGAGGGGCUUUGGGCUGGGCCAGGCCCAUUUGGAGGUGGAGGCGAAGGGAAGAGUGGGGGUGUGGGAAGAAAAGUGUGUGAGGAGAGAAGAAAAAUCGGUGAGGUUGGCGUAUUCUUUGCAGGAAAAGCUGUAGAUACGGAAGUUGGACAAGGGUGCCGUCAAGUUUUUGGAGAUAUUGGUAAUUUGGAGGUGCCUAGAAUCACUGAAGGGAAAUUGAUUUCAAGGCCAAUAAAAAGGAACUUCAAUGCAAAACUGUUGGCAAAUGAAGAAAAUCUGGCAAACGUGUUAGAAGUUGAAGCUAACAAGCAAGGAGCUACACAGGGGAAGAAAAACGUUAUUGUACCUGCACUCGACAAUGCUGCAAUUGUUCACCAAGAACAUGGCGCAGAAGAUUCAACGCACAAGCCAAAUCCUGAACCUGUAGAUAUGGUUAAUUUUGAAGCUGAAGAUAGCGCUAAUUUUGUUUGUGAAAGAGGGUCAAGGGAAAGAUCUCGUAGGAAUGUCAAGACGCUGACUUCAGAAAUUAUAGCACAGAGCAAGAAAGCUUGCGUAGUAUUGAAUGACACUAAGGAAGAGCCUGUUGACAUGGAUGCAGAUGAUCCUAAUGAAGUAGUUGUAGCUGAAUACCUUGAGGAUAUAUACAGAUUCUUUAACCUAACAGAAGUACCAGCUAUCCUCAAAUCUUAUUCAUUUCAUAUCUAUGUCUUCAUUCUCUUAUUAUUGCAACUUAUGAUGCAGCAAGAGACUGACUAUCAAGCUUCAGAUUACAUGAAAAAGCAACAUGGAAUUAAUGAUAAGAUGAGAUCUAUUAUAGUGGACUGGCUGGUCGAAAACCCACAUGAGAUUUCAAUUAAUGCCUGAGACACUCUUUCUUACCGUAAAUAUAAUUGAUCGAUACCUCUCAUCAACAAUUGUGCCUAAAAAGGAAUUGCAAUAGUUGGGCAUUAGCUCAAUGCUCAUAGCUUGCAAAUACGAGGAGAAAUUGUCUCCAAUGGUACUUUAGCACUAACCUUCACUUGGUCGCACACUGAACCUUUCAAAUGAUGCCUACUCCAGAAAUUCAAUGGUAGUUAGCACUAACCAUCACUUGUCUCCAAUGGUAGUUAGCACUAACCUUCACAAUGGUGGUAGUUAAGCUAUUCUAACCUGAAAUUUCAAAACAUACGUUAAAGAAUUCAUAAGCAUAUCAAAUGAUGCCUACUCCAGAAAUCAGAUCCUUUACAUGGAGAAAGCAAUUCUGGAGAGGCUAGAAUGGAAAUUGACUGUCCCAACCCCCUAUGUCUUCUUAGUUAGACUCACCAGAACUUUUGCUCUAUCACCAGAUCAGCAGGUAAUAGUAAUAUACUUGAACUCGAAUACAAAAAACUAUCAAAUACAGCUUACAUGCUUCACUUGUCAUUUAAUUCAUAUUGUGCAGAUGAAAAACAUGGCAUUUUUCUUAGCAGAACUUGGCCGUGUGCACUACGGAACCGCAAAUUUGUUCAUCCCCCUUCAAUGACUGCCGCAGCAGCUGUGUAUGCUGCUCAAUGCACACUCAAUAGGAAACUCAAUGCACACUCAAUAGGAAACCCCUAUGGAAUGAUGAAAUCCUAAAGAACAUGGCAGGCUACACCGCACCACAAAUAAGGGAUUGCGCCAAACUUCCAAUGAAGUUACACCCAAGUGUUCCAGAGAGUCAAGUGAUAGCAGUGCACAGAAAAUUCUGCACUGUAUGCAGAGUGCAGAGGAGGUGUUGUUUUUCUAUCAUCACCGAAGGAUAUAUAAAAUUAGAGAAUUAUCUCGUUUUUCAACAUAAA
Messenger RNA from Glycine soja, 2063 nucleotides. RefSeq names its product G2/mitotic-specific cyclin-1-like. Bases 1 to 1128 code for a protein of 375 amino acids. NCBI's taxonomy places the organism in Eukaryota, Viridiplantae, Streptophyta, Magnoliopsida, Fabales, Fabaceae. The transcript has 8 exons. The record is from RefSeq and is a predicted model, not a curated record.